ACCAGUGACAAAAUAUUUCACGACCUGAAAGAGCUCCUGCGAGUGUCGUCAGCUGGCAGCAGUGUCAUAUUCUGCAGCUUCUAUUUGUGACUUUGCAUAUAAUCAUUAUCACAGCCAAUAUUCUCCUGGCUUCAAUCUCUCUUCGGAACAUACCAUAACACCGAUGAACGAGUGUUUCAAACACGAAGCAUGUACCAGUUUUAUCAAUUGAAAACGCUAUUAAAAACCGUGGAUAUGGAAGCUACUCACCAGAAGCAAGAACAAAGUUUAGUGAUAAGCGUAAUAUAUUACGAAGAAUAGUUCAAUUGCCUUUCAGCGGCGCGAAUGUUUUUAAGCUAACCAUAGCAAUCCCAAGGAAGUACCAGAUGAUAGAUGCUGUGUUUACAGUUCUUACCAAAUCAGAAUUAUUGCAACAAAAACGCUGUUUGCUAAGUUAAUCAGCUAGGUACCAACUUAGAGGUUUUAGAACUAUCUUUAUGAAAAUAGUAGUGAUUCAUCAAAUAAGUGUCUGCAACAGUUGUUUUUGAUUACACUAUGCUAGUCAUACUUAAAUUAGGAGAACUCAUCGAAUAUAUGAUACUGUAGCUAUUCGUUUUUAUCAGAAUAAAGUUUGCGC
Molecule: messenger RNA, 616 nt
Organism: Acanthoscelides obtectus
Lineage: Eukaryota; Metazoa; Arthropoda; Insecta; Coleoptera; Chrysomelidae
Source: the annotation of a GenBank genome assembly